Aureobasidium subglaciale EXF-2481 is the source of this 662-nucleotide messenger RNA. RefSeq lists its product as uncharacterized. The record is from RefSeq and is a predicted model, not a curated record. The transcript is spliced from 2 exons. NCBI's taxonomy places the organism in Eukaryota, Fungi, Ascomycota, Dothideomycetes, Dothideales, Saccotheciaceae. Bases 68 to 340 code for a protein of 90 amino acids.
GUCUCUUUCAAAGUCACUUCUUUUUUUUUUACCAUCUGACCAAGCAAUCAACGAUUUGGUUUCCAACAUGUCAUACCGUUCACCUAGCUUUCUCAUGGGACUGGCCAAUUUGUUCGCAAUUGGUGGAGCCACAUAUCAUCUCAGAACCCAUCACAUCUACAAUCUCGAAGAGCACGAGGCACGAAUGGACGAGCUCGAAGGUACCUUGAGAGGACACAUUGGCUUGAUCGAAGAGUCUCUCGAGCGGAUAGAGGGCAAGCAGCUCACCAAGGGCCAGAAGACCGAGGAUUUGUACACAAAGCGAGGCCGGGAUGAGAAGCAGGACAAGCAGAAGAAGUAGUAACGACAUUCACGGCGAUAAGAAUCAGUGAGAGAGAUAGUAAUGGUGGACAGAAGGAAGGUGUGUAACAGUGUAAAGAUGUUCAGGCAUGCCCCAGGAUCUUGGCGGGAGGAAGUUCGUAGUUCGUAGAUGUGGCCCGUGUGGAAGGAGCAAGGAGACCCCUUUGCUAGCCUGCACCUCCCCCAUACCUGGACAAGAAGCACCCCGACUGCAAUUGAACCACAUCUUCAUACGUCGCAUCCACCACACUCGUUCACCGUAUAUCUUCGUCGCCAACCAGUCGCUCCGAACAUCACAUCUACCUUUCAUGAUGUCUUCCUAC